AAUGUACUGUACAGCAGUAAGACAGUAAUAGUCAGUGUUCCCAGCAGUAAGACAGUAAUAGUCUGUGUUCCCAGCAGUAAGACAGUAAUAGUCUCUGUUCCCAGCAGUAAGACAGUAAUAGUCAGUGUUCCCAGCAGUAAGACAGUAAUAGUCUGUGUUCCCAGCAGUAAGACAGUAAUAGUCAGUGUUCCCAGCAGUAAGACAGUAAUAGUCAGUGUUCCCAGCAGUAAGACAGUAAUAGUCAGUGUUCCCAGCAGUAAGACAGUAAUAGUCAGUGUUCCCAGCAGUAAGACAGUAAUAGUCAGUGUUCCCAGCAGUAAGACAGUAAUAGUCAGUGUUCCCAGCAGUAAGACAGUAAUAGUCUGUGUUACCAGCAGUAAGACAGUAAUAGUCAGUGUUCCCAGCAGUAAGACAGUAAUAGUCUCUGUUCCCAGCAGUAAGACAGUAAUAGUCAGUGUUCCCAGCAGUAACACAGUAAUAGUCAGUGUUCCCAGCAGUAAGACAGUAAUAGUCUGUGUUCCCAGCAGUAAGACAGUAAUAGUCUCUGUUCCCAGCAGUAAGACAGUAAUAGUCAGUGUUCCCAGCAGUAAGACAGUAAUAGUCUGUGUUCCCAGCAGUAAGACAGUAAUAGUCAGUGUUCCCAGCAGUAAGACAGUAAUAGUCAGUGUUCCCAGCAGUAAGACAGUAAUAGUCAGUGUUCCCAGCAGUAAGACAGUAAUAGUCAGUGUUCCCAGCAGUAAGACAGUAAUAGUCAGUGUUCCCAGCAGUAAGACAGUAAUAGUCUCUGUUCCCAGCAGUAAGACAGUAAUAGUCAGUGUUCCCAGCAGUAAGACAGUAAUAGUCAGUGUUCCCAGCAGUAAGACAGUAAUAGUCAGUGUUCCCAGCUGUAAGACAGUAACAGUCAGUGUUCCCAGCAGUAAGACAGUAAUAGUCAGUGUUCCCAGCAGUAAGACAGUAAUAGUCUGUGUUCCCAGCAGUAAGACAGUAAUAGUCUGUGUUCCCAGCAGUAAGACAGUAAUAGUCUGUGUUCCCAGCAGUAAGACAGUAAUAGUCAGUGUUCCCAGCAGUAAGACAGUAAUAGUGUUGUUGUGUAUUAUAGGGACUGGGACAGUGUUGUUGUGUAUUAUAGGGUCUGGGACAGUGUUGUUGUGUAUCUUAGGGUCUGGGACGGUGUUGUUGUGUAUCUUAGGGACUGGGACAGUGUUGUUGUGUAUUUUAGGGACUGGGGCAGUGUUGUUGUGUAUCUUAGGGACUGGGACAGGGUUGUUGUGUAUCUUAGAGACAGUGUUGUUGUGUAUCUUAGAGACAAGACUGGGACAGUGUUGUUGUGUAUCUUAG
This is a messenger RNA of Salmo salar (Atlantic salmon), 1338 nucleotides long. The record is from RefSeq and is a predicted model, not a curated record. Lineage: Eukaryota; Metazoa; Chordata; Actinopteri; Salmoniformes; Salmonidae.